Aspergillus affinis is the source of this 915-nucleotide messenger RNA. Its product is annotated as aldo/keto reductase family protein. The transcript is spliced from 2 exons. The record is from RefSeq and is a predicted model, not a curated record. Gene Ontology annotation, cellular component: cytoplasm. The coding region runs from base 1 to 915 and encodes 304 amino acids. Lineage: Eukaryota; Fungi; Ascomycota; Eurotiomycetes; Eurotiales; Aspergillaceae.
AUGACAUGGGUCCCCUCCCCACCCCCACCAACCACCUACUUUCCGGCCCUCGACAAGACGCUCACCCUGGGCGCUAACUUCUGGAACGCCGGCGAACUCUACGGCACUCCGGACUACAACUCCCUGCACCUGCUGCACGCGUACUUCUCCGCGCACCCGGAGAAAGCGGCGCAGGUGGUGCUGAGCGUCAAGGGCGGGCUCGUGCCGGGGACGCUGAGGCCGGACGGCUCGGAAGAGAAUAUCCGGCGGAGUGUGGAUGAGUGUUUGAGGGUUCUGGACGGCACGAAGAAGAUUGAUUUGUUUCAGUGCGCGAGGCAGGAUCCGAAUACGAGUGUUGAGCAGACGGUGGGGGUGUUGAAGGGGUUGGUCGGGGAGGGGAAGAUUGGGGGGAUUGGGUUGAGUGAGGUUGAUGCGGAGACGGUUAGGAGGGCACACAAGGUCCAUCCGAUCGCAGCAGUGGAAGUCGAGCUAUCUCUCUGGGAUACCACGAUCCUCGAGAACGGCGUCGCCAAGACCUGCGCGGAGCUCGACAUCCCCGUCGUGGCGUACGCGCCUUUAGGACAGGGUGUGUUGGCCGGGGCCUUUACGAGUCUAUCCGAGAUCCCCGAGGGCGAUUACCGCAGGGGCUUGCCUCGUUUCCAAGACGAGGCGAUGAAGCAGAACAUCAAGCUUGUCCAUGCGGUCAAGGACCUGGCUGCGCGCAAGGGCGUGGCCCCCGUUCAGAUCGCAUUGGCGUGGGUGCUCAGCUUGAAUGGUCGGCCGGGAAUGCCCACCAUCAUCCCGAUUCCCGGCGGCACGACGAUCGACAAGAUUACGCAGAAUAUGCAGGGGGUUCCUCGCUUCUCUGACGCGGAGAUGGCUGAGAUUGAUGCCAUUCGGAAGCAGAAUGAGCUCGUUGGGGCCCGGCGUUAUUGA